AUGGACGUCGCCGCCAUGAUGGACGAGCUGGCGGAAGCGAUGGAGGACGGAGGCCGAGAAGAUUCUGCCUGCUUCCGGACCGAGCCGCUCACUCACCUGUUGGAGCGACGCCUGGACUGGGACAGACGAGCGGAGCCUGCCCGCCAAUCAUUUGCUCCUCAAGGCGGCGCUCUCGGCGACCACUCAGUGGUCAUACUGCACGCCAAAGUCGCCCAGAAGUCGUACGGCAACGAGAAGAGGUUCUUCUGUCCUCCGCCAUGCGUUUACAUCGGCGGCAAUAUUUGGAGGCUGAUGCACGACCUCCUACGAGCUGGCACGUGCGGUCCCGAUGGCGGCGUGCGUGGGUACAUGUGCGUGGACAGUGCCGCGCAGACGCACAGCGACGCCUACAAGCUGAACUUUGAAACCUUACCCAACACGACGGGGAUGUUGGCGUGCGCCAAGUCUUUGUUCAUCUCGGACGCAGACAAGAGGAAACACUUCCGCCUCCAACUCGGGCUCUUCCUGGAUGCGAACGGCGAAAGACAGGAAGUGGGUUCCUUCCACAGCCGUCUGAUCAAAGUCAUCUCUAAGCCCUCACAGAAGAGACAAAGCAUGAAGAACGCAGACCUGUGCAUCUCGGCAUGCUCGCGCAUCGCGCUCUUCAACCGCCUUCGUUCUCAGACGGUCAGCACUCGCUACCUGGCCGUGGAGGGCGGGGCCUUCGUUGCUAGCGCCCGACGCUGGACGGCUUUCACCAUCACGCUGGUGGAAGAGCAUCGGGCCGAGCAUCAAGGCGACUUUGUGCUGAGUGAAGGAUUCGUCUGUUACGGUUCUGUGGUCCAACUUGUGUGCACGGAGUCCGGUCUCACUCUGCCUCCUAUGGUGAUCCGCAAGGUGAACAAGCAGCACGCCAUCUUGUGUGUGGACGAGCCAGUGUCUCAGCUGCACAAAUGCGCCCUGGAGAUGCGAGACACGCCGCAGGCCUUCCUCGCCGUCUCCAACGACGCCAUCGUGCUGCACCAGGCCACUUGGAGCCCGAGGGAGUCCGGCCGAGUGCUCCUGAACGAUGGCUCGUGCUGGACCGUCACAGGAGCCGAGGUGGUGGAAUUUGCCUUUCGGCCGGGUCACGACAGCUUCGCCGCCCGUAUCCGGAUGCCCGUCACUCCUUUUCCCAACGUCACCGGACUGGAACUGAACGGCGGCGGUCACGUAGCCACGCUGGAAGUGGAGGGCGAAAACUUGGGGCCUCACCUUCAAGUAUGCUUUGGCCAGCAACGUGCAGACACCAUCUUUAAGUCUAUAAAGUCCCUGGUGUGCGUGGUUCCCGACGUGUGCGCCUUGCACGGGGGCGGGGUCAGGUGCGGUGCCCUGACCGUGCCCAUUACUCUGCGGCGUCUCUGCGACGGUGUGCUGUACAGUACCGCCUUCAGCUUCACGUACACGCCGGAGCCCGAGCGUCUGCCUCCACCCAUCAACGAGGGCGCCCGAUCGACUCGUGGGAGGGAUGGCGCCCCGCCCGAAGACGACGCCCUGCUAGAGAGCAUCCAUCACGAAUUCACGAGAACCAACUUUCACCUCUUCAUGCAGCCAUGAAAUCCGAUGGCUUCGGACUCCAACAAGUGAAAAUGGUGAUAUUAAAACAAAACAAAAAAAAAAAACGACCCCAUGACUUGAAACCGUAAUUUGCAACCCUACCCUUUAAUUCAAAGGCUAAUGUUAACUAUAAACUGCCAUUUAUGGCGCGAUACGUCCAAUCCAUUUGAGGUGGUAGCUGCCAACCUACCACUUCAAUUGGAUCGGACAUCUACUAGUGAUAAACUCAUUUCAAUUCACCGCAGAAGCAUGAACACCUUUCAUCGUCCCUGUCAACAUGGCCUCAAGGUGGCCAUGUUUGUAAGGGCAACAUUCCCAUCAAUCAAUGAAGACAUUAAAAUGAAGUCAAAAUGAACUUAUUUCUCGACCAAUUUUUAUUUCAUCAAUGACAAAGCAUCAUUGUCUUCCAUUUACGUUAAAAGACGUCCAAUCCAUUUGAAAUGUAUUAUUAUUUAUUCACUCCCACCCUCCCACUUCAAAUGGAUUAGACAUCUAGUAGUGGUUAACUCACUGAAGUUCACAGCAGAUUGAUGACUGGACGCCACAUGAGUGGCGUGCAUUGGCGGCCAUCUUAGGUAGGGCUACCAGCGGUUGAAAACUAGAUUUUUAAAAGUACGUAUUGCGCAGCAUUCUUAGUACUCCUCGAUACCGAUGACAUCAUUUUAGGACCGUAUCGGUACUGAUAUCGGUGCAACGCUAAUUAUGAUUAUUUAUUAUACUCAGAGCUAUGCUGGUUCAACAGGAGCCUACUCAGUUCCGGGCCAGACGCGGUCCAAAUGUGGC
Messenger RNA from Corythoichthys intestinalis (scribbled pipefish), 2358 nucleotides. RefSeq names its product recombining binding protein suppressor of hairless-like protein. Lineage: Eukaryota; Metazoa; Chordata; Actinopteri; Syngnathiformes; Syngnathidae. Gene Ontology annotation, molecular function: RNA polymerase II cis-regulatory region sequence-specific DNA binding; DNA-binding transcription activator activity, RNA polymerase II-specific. Gene Ontology annotation, biological process: regulation of transcription by RNA polymerase II. The record is from RefSeq and is a predicted model, not a curated record. Bases 1 to 1575 code for a protein of 524 amino acids. The transcript is spliced from 12 exons. Gene Ontology annotation, cellular component: nucleus.